Molecule: messenger RNA, 7130 nt
Organism: Centropristis striata (black sea bass)
Lineage: Eukaryota; Metazoa; Chordata; Actinopteri; Perciformes; Serranidae
Gene: fam13b
Product: family with sequence similarity 13 member B
Exons: 23
Coding region: 334-3471 (1045 amino acids)
Biological process (GO): signal transduction
Source: RefSeq, a predicted model, not a curated record
CACAUUAUUUUCCAGUGUCUUUGCAAUGUUCCCGACGAGAUUUCUACGCCGACUGCUCUGAUCCCAUCGAAGUUGCCGUCACAGAAGCCGAAGCAGAAAUUAAUGCAUCUUGCUCCGCGUCCCUGUUUGUUUUGACCUGUGUAGAUAGAAAGGAAUCCUGCAACAGGGAUUAGCGGUCCGUCAAUGAGGAACUACCGGCUCAUCUUCUGCCACAACCUGAAGCAGCCAUAGAUGGUUUGGUGGUUCACUGGCUAAGGGAGGAGAGGAUAGGACACACUUUCACUGCUACACGACGUGAGGUCUUGGCGGGGUUGUGGUGAGGAAGAGGAGGCCAUGAGGAAGAGCGUGUCUCCGUUGCCAGGCAACGAGGGCGGGAGCUCAGCCAGCACCACGCGUGUUUUUGGCGUUCCUUUGGAGGAGGUGACGCGCACACACACCAUCAGUGGCCAUGAGGUUCCUGCACUGGUGAAACACAUCGUUGACUACAUCGAGGAGCAUGGUCAUCUGGACCUGGAGGGGCUCUUCCUUGUUAAUGGCAACGCAGAACGUGUGGAUUGGCUGCGCCAGCGGUAUGACAGCGGUGAGGAGGUGGAACUAGAGAAGGAGGCAGACCUGGCAUCAGCGGUCAGUUUGCUCCGACUCUUCCUGCAGGAGCUUCCUGAGCCGGUUAUCCCAACGGCGAUACAGGGACACAUUCUACAGCUACACCAAGACUACAGCAACGAAGAGGAUUUGUGUAGAAACUUGAAGUACCUGCUGCAGCAGCUUCCCCAGCUGAACUAUGGCCUACUGCGUUUCCUGUGCCGCUUCCUGGCCAGCGUAGCUUCACUUCAGCAGGAGAGCUGGAACAUCGGGACGCUGGCCGCUGUCUUUGGACCAGACAUCUUCCAUCUGUCAACAGAAGGAGAGGACCUUCGAGACCAGGAGUCUGUCAGCAGAGUCCUAGCAGAGCUGUUGGACAACCAGGACGGCCUGUUCGAUUCAGAGGAUGAUGACGUUUCCACCACCAACGACUACAGCUCCAUCAAUGAACAGAUCACAGAGCUGUUAGAUGAUGAGAAGUGUGAAGCCGAAUGUGAAGAACUGCCUCAGGACGGAGAGGAGGGUCCGGCCUCCUCUGACUCACCACAACACACCCAAACCAAUGACAGCCCCACAGCCAGCUCCCACCUCUCCCCCAUAUCCAUCCUGCCUGCUGACUCUGCUGAGAUAAUCCAGCGAACCAUCAGGGCUGCAGUGGAGCAGCACUUCUUCGAUCUGAAAACCUCCAUCGACCAAGACCUCAGCAACUAUGACAGCCAGGGGAUGAGUCCCAGUGAGCCUGCAGACCAGGGAUGCCAUGGAGAUGAAGAGCAACAAACAGACCCUGAGGACAGUCCCUGUGACACAGAAGGGGAGACCCCACUCACGCCAACCGAGCAGCACAUACAUCAAAGCCAGAAAGACACACAGGAUUCGUUGGACUCUGGCGCCACCCUGGAGGAGAGCUCUGGAAUGGACCUGGACGCAGAGGCUGUCAGAGAUGCUGAGAACAACAUCAACACUGCCAGGCAGGACAAUCAACCCUGUGACAACAUGGAGCAGACUCAGACUGACACCAUAAGCUGUGAUUCAGGUUUACGCCACUGUGAUCAGAAUGCCAACACCAGCAAGACCAACAGGAACCACCUGACGCCAUGCCACCCAAACUCUGGCCAUAACCCCCACCUCCAGCUCUUCCCCGACAACCAGUGGGAAGACCCCGUGCCUGCUUUCAAAUCCUGGCAGGACGACAGCGAGAGCGGAGAGGCACAGCUCUCCCCGCUGGCCGGUCGCAUGGUUCCUCUCCCUCCGCUUCUCCUGGAGGAGGAAGGCGAGGAGGAUGAGGGGGAGGGAGGGCAGGAAGCCUCCCCCUCCUCUUCCCGCUCCCACCCUCACCUCCUGGCGCGGCGCUUUCUGGACUUUGGAGGGCACGGUGCCCAGCGGUUUCUCCAGCAGGACCCGGACGCCACCUCACCCACCAAAGCACAGAGGCCACGGCGGGCAUCAUUUGGCUCCAAAGAGGCGAUGAGAGGAGGAGAUUCAGUGACCCACCAACUCACCAAGAAGCUUCAGCACCUGAAGAAGAAAAUCAAGCAGUUUGAAGAGCAAUUUGAGAAGGAGAGGAACUACAAGCCCUCUCACGGAGACAAGGCAGCUAACCCCAAAGUCCUCAAAUGGAUGACCGACCUCACAAAGAUCCGCAGGCAGAUUAAAGGACGCCAGCACCACCUUUUACCCAGAAGCACGCUGAGGCACCAGGCUUUGCUCCAUUCAUACAGACGCCACCAUGCUCCCUCCUUCUCCCCCUCCUCCUCCUCCUCCUCCUCCUCCUCCUCUAUCUGCUCACCUCCCCAUCACACACUCACCCCCCCGCUCCACCCCUACUCAGGCCUGAGCUCUAGACCGUAUCACCUCAACGCCAAACACCGCGCAGAGAGCGAGCUCGGCCCCCAGACUCGUCCACGCAGCAACACCUUACCCAAGAGCUUCGGCUCCACGCUGGAGCAAGGCGCUUACGAUGCAGCAGGAGAGGCGAAGGGUCAGCGUCCCACCAGGGAGGAAACACUGGAGCUGAUCCAGCGCAGAGUCAAAGGGAAGAAGCAGGAGGACGGCUGGCCCGACGACAUCAAGAAGAUGACCAAGGAGCAGCUGUCCUGUGAGAAGACGGUCCUUCAGAAGAACCUGCUGCAUUAUGAGGGCCUGCACGGUCGACCUGUGACCAGAGAGGAGCGUCUGGUGGUGAAGCCUCUCUAUGACCGCUACAGAUUGGUCAAACAGAUGCUCACCAGAGUCAGCAUCACUCCGAUCACAGUGUCUCCCUCUAGUAAAAGGCGAACUCAGACCCUCCAGCCAAUCAUUGAGGGGGAAACCGCUCAUUUCUGGGAGGAGAUCCAGGAGGAGGACGAGGACGAGCGGAAAGACGGAGGAGGGGGAGGUGAAGGAGGAGGGGGAGGAGAAGGAGGAGGGGAAGAAGAGGAGAGGGAGGAGGAAAGAGAGGAGGAGGAAGAAGAGGAGGACGAGGAGGAGGGAGAGAGCAGCGGCGGGGAGAUGCAGAGCUCCGAGGUCAUCAUGGCCGUCGACCUCGUGACCACGUCUGACGGAUCCGUGAGGAGCCAGAACCAACCCGACAGGCAGAGCGAUUAUCAGAUGAGAGCCAAUAUGGAGGAGGGGUCGGGGAAGCUGGCAUUGGACCUGCGGCUGUCCAGCUCCAACGCCUCGUCCAUGCCAGAGCUGCUGGAACAGCUGUGGAAGGCCCGAGCAGAGAAGAAGAAGCUGAGGAAGACCAUCCGAGAGUUUGAGGAAGAUUUUUAUCAGCAUAAUGGAAGAAACGUUCAGAAGGAGGACCGGGUGCCGAUGCUGGAGGAGUACAGGGAGUACAAGAGGAUCAAGGCCAAACUCCGCCUGCUGGAAGUUCUCAUCAGCAAACAGGAUUCCUCCAAAUCCAUCUAGACCCGCCCCCCUCCUCAGACACCAGCUGUCACAUGCACACAUCAGCUGUGGUCAGACGCCAUCACACCUGGGAGGGUUCAACACACACAUCGCAUGACUUCCAGGAAGUCCAGGCUCCAUGACCUCAACUACUUCUUCUCCGCGUGCUGCGUUCAUGUCAUCGGGUAACCUAAACUAGAGUGACUAGCUGGUUCAGAGUUACAGUUCAGUAUGUCAGAAUUUAACUUGUAGCAGGAACAUUUCUGGAGACUUUAACAUGCAUUUUAACUGCAGCAACCAAAGUAAAGUUUUGGUUCUUGGGUCUGAGUUCCAGUGCCAUGGAAAUAGUUCAACUAGCUGGUAAAACACAAUCCUUGCGACUGCACUGAUAGUGUUAUUGUUAGGAUUAGGAAUGGGAAUUUCCCUCUGACUAUUAACAAAUAUAGUAAGUAAGCACUAGAUUAAAAGAAUGACAUGCUGACUGUGUUGUUUCAUAGUUUUUAAUACUUAAUUGAUCUAGUUUGCCAAAUCUUUGAGGCAAAAGAGUGAAGACAAAUGUGCUAAAAUAACAUUUAGCUGCUUUUUUAGUUCCUGACAAUAAAAAAGAAAAAUCUUUGAGCAAUUUUAAAGCAUUUUUGAUCACAAAAUCAGUUAUCAGCUAUAUAUGUGACAACAGAUAUUUUCCUCAUUAGUGAUUUCAGAAGUCAAUAUUGUGGACAUAAAGUGGUACAUUGCCAAAAGACUUUAAUCGUCCACUUUAUAGGUGACAUAAGACGUCUAUUUCUCCAUGACAUGAAUGCAGCAGCACCAGUUAAACUUAAAAAUCACAGCAUGUGAGCCACGGCUGCUCUCCGCUGCCUCGUCUGACUGCAUCUCAUUUAAAACACGGAGAAAAAGGAAACAUCAUCACUGUUUGUCUUCAUCACCUACGUGACUCAAGACUUUACACUCGUCUUCUUGUGUCCUGUUCUUCUAAGAAAAAAAACGUUCUGACUUUUUUAAUUUCACAAGCCUUUCUUUUGUCGAUCUUUUUGUUUUUCCUUCAUGCUGAGGAAUCUUAUGGGACAGCUCGAGGACUGGCAUUUUAGACACUUUGUUUGGGACGUCACACGGUGUGAGAAGUCCUUCUGUCGCCUCUCUUCAGGGAGUUUUCUUAAAAACAGCCUCCUUGGCGCGAGGCGAUCGGUUAUUUUAUUCUGUCAGUUAAACUCCAUUUAACAUCCUGGACGCCUCUCACCUUCUGACUCAUUUUAAAAAUCAUUCACACGUUUAAAAACAAGUUUGUGCGUGUAAUCUUGUUGGAAAAAAAGUGUAUACAUACAUGUUUGUGAGACACUGCUGUCACGUUUUUCUUGAUGAAAAAUGAAAAAAAAAAAAACUGUAUUAACUCCCAGUGUGACCAUGGAGACGUUUAUGAAAGACUGGUUUUCUUUUUCAUUUAUUUCUACUCUUUACUAAGUUCUUUUUUUUUCUAUUUUGAAAGGUUAGAGACUUUGUUUCAUAUGAGCUGCAUUUAAGGUCGUCUUUUAAGUCAUAUGCUCGUGAUUUUGAUAUUUCUGACGGCACUUGAAAGCAGCAUUAGACUGAAGAUGCUCAUCUGAAACAGACCCGGAGAUUUUAGGAUGCAGAUGGAUCUCGUUGCAGAAAUUAUCCUGAAAAUUCUGCAUGCGAGUUUGUUUGUUUUUUGUCUCGUUCACUUUUUCACUUUGUUCAGUUUGCUGCAUGGAGGCGUGGCAGGUCCUGAGGGAUUAUGGGGUGAUAAAUGCUGAGGAGAGGAGCCAGUAUCUGGUCCACGCUGCUGCAGUUUCUUUGAAACUUAAAGCAUGUUGGCGACAGGAAGUGGCUGUCUGACCACGUUUGGUAUCGGAGCAGUUAGAUGGAGAGUGUCCUGAAUAUCAGCAGAUGUGACUGUUACUGAGUAACUGAUUAAUCUCUGGUGGUCGUAGUUUGUAUUGAUGAUGUGCCAACACUGCCAGCACUGAUUUUAACACACAGAGAGGCAACUCCGUCAGUGCUGAGGGUCCGAUUAGAGGGAAGAAGUUUCUAUCUUCGGCUCUUUUUGGUCGAAUAUGCAGUGAAGUUUCAUUCCUGCUGGCAGGUGAAAUGAGGGCAGGUGAGGAGGAGGAAGUCUGAGGUGGUCCUCGUUUUUCUUCUCCGUAGAGGCCGUGUUGUCUUGUAUCAGACAGGAGUCCAGAUGUCACAGUGUGAUUUGAAAAGCGGGACGAAUAAAAUUUCCAACUAUCGCUGAGUUUUGACUUCAGCUGGCGAGUUAUUUGUUGCGACAGGUGGAGUUCUAUUAUCAGAACCUCUUCGGCUCGUUACUUGUGAGAUGUUUAAGGCCGAUUAGACAAAGUAGUGCUUUUAUUUGCUGAAUCGAUGCACAUUAACCUGCCAGAAUCAAAGCUGACUGCAGUCUUUUUGUCUGUCAGUGGACGGCAGAUGUGACGGUUUUGAAAUCAAAGUUUCGAAUGAGUCGAGAGUUUUGUGUUUGUGAGUGCUUGUGAAGAAUACAAGGGUAAAGUUUGUAGGGUUAAUGUUUGAAAAAAAAAAGAUGUUAUUUGCACAGCAUUCUCAGAAUGCAGCCCUUUUGUGUUUUUUUUUUUCAUUUGUUAUUUCUAAAAAUGACGCACUACUUCUAUACAAAAAUAAAUAUAUACUGUACAUAAAAAAAGAAAAAACACCCGAAGGAAUGAAUGUCAGAAAUGUUUAAAUUAUUUCAAACAUUAUGUUUGGCCCCCUUUGGUUCAUUAUAUUUGUGAUGCCCUGAGAAUGUGUUUUUUUAUUAUUAUUAUAAAUAUUGCUAUUACUAUCAUAACCAUUAUUUUGUGUGAUAAUGACAAUAAUAAUCCUUUUGUAUCUACUCACAAACUGUAAAAAACCAGCUGUAGAAGUUAGUCUGGCACUGUGUGUGGCUAAUCAAAUCUGAACCUGCUCUGUUUCCUGAUUUAUUUUUGUCGCUUUCUGUGUAAUUAUAAGCUAAUAUAGAAGCAGUACUGUAGUGAGCUUGCAUGGCAUAAAAAAAGAACAUAAUAGUAUGAAUAACAUGAUGUAUUGUUUAUAUUAUUUGUGCCAUGAAGAAGCAGCAAUAAUAAAGGUUUGCGUGGAGGUUUUACAGUAUCGGGGUCAUGGGUAAUGAUGUGUGGGAUCGACUUUGUGUGUGAAUAUUUGAGGUACAAUUUCUUUCUUUAAUUUAGUCUAAUUGUUUUCAGCCUGACACACACAUUGUCUCACACACACACUGCUAAAAACGGUGUGUUUUUACCACUGUUGUCAGCAUAAUGUUCAUGUUGCUGAAAAACCAAAAUAGGAAUAAAAAUCUGAAGGUGAACAGGGAUUGAAAAGCCAAUGACAGAUGUGUCGUAUCUGAAAACAUUCCAGUUUUUAUCAUCACUCAAAAAGUGGAAACAGUCCAUCGUCAAUCUCUGAAGGGCUUUUCUUUUAGUUUUUAUCUUCUUUUUUUUUUCAGUCUAACAAUGUGAGUUGAUUUGUUUCUUAAAAAUCGACUUAGUUUUUACAUUUUGCCUGCAACAGAGUGGUAAAAUUCACGUUGUAAAACUGUAAAUGUAUCCUGUCUCUGUCAGUGUACAGUAUGUUUCAUCUCACACUCGCCCACCCGACAUGCAUGGUUGUUUCUCUCUCUCUCUCUCUCUCUCUCUCUCUCUCUCUCUCUCUCACACACA